AUGGAUGGAUCAACCCCAAAGUCCCCCGACUCAGCUUCCUCCGUGGAAUACGUGCUGGUGGGAUUGAGAAGUCAUGGGAAUAAGGAAGUGUUCUCCUGCCAAGGCAUCCAGCUGGCUGUUGACUGGUUCUUGGACCGAGGCCAUUGCAAUAUCACUGUUUUUGUUCCAGCCUGGAGAAAGGAGCAGUCACGACCUGAUGCUCUAAUCACAGACCAAGAGACACUACGUCGACUGGAGAAAGAAAAGAUCCUGGUUUUUACUCCAUCUCGACGCGUUCAGGGUCGCCGUGUGGUUUGCUAUGAUGACAGAUUCAUUGUCAAACUGGCCUAUGAAUCAGAUGGAAUCAUUGUUUCCAAUGACAACUACCGGGACCUAGCCAAUGAGAAGCCAGAAUGGAAGAAAUUUAUUGAUGAACGCUUACUGAUGUACUCCUUCGUAAAUGACAAAUUCAUGCCUCCUGAUGACCCACUCGGACGCCAUGGACCAAGUUUGGAGAAUUUCCUAAGGAAAAAACCUGUUGUUCCUGAAUGUAGAAAACAACCCUGUCCUUAUGGGAAGAAGUGCACAUAUGGUCACAAGUGUAAGUUUUAUCAUCCAGAAAGGGGCAGUCAGCCUCAGCGUUCUGUGGCUGAUGAACUCCGGGCCAGCGCCAAACUUUCAUCAGUCGCUUCCAGAGGCUUGUUAGAACAUGCCCUGUUGGUGAAGAGCCAAAGCACUGGUCAUUCAGAAGAAAUGCCUGAAACUGAACCAAAACACGGCAAAAAACUACCAAGCCAGAGCCCUUGGAGGUCCCUCCCUGAAAUCAUGGAGGACAAACUGCAAAUUCAUUCCAAAGCAGAAGGACAUAGGGGUAGCAGCAGCAGCAGCAUCAUUGUAGGGCAUCCUCCUUCAGGGGUGCCCCCUUCAUCAGGGUAUCUGGACAGAUGGGAACAGCUUAGAGAAAGUAAUGAAAGUGGGUCUAGACUUGAUGAAGCCUUUGGGUCAGGCCAGAGUGACUCUUACCAUAGAUGCAAGUCUCCAGAGGUGGGCUAUAGCUCCCUGAUAAACCCCUAUUCCAAUCUCGGUCUUGUGGUUCCACAAAUCCCAGACUGCCUCCUUCCAGCUGAGCUUCAAACAGGCUCUCUGCCAUCUGACUGCAGCAGCAAUGGCAGUACAGGCUCUGACUCUUUUUCUCCUGACCCAAUGUUAGAUGAUAGCCCCAAAUGCCACCAUAAACAUCCUCAGCACCAUCAUCAUUAUGCUAAUCAGUUCAACCAAGUAACAAGUCCGGUAUCUUCUGGACUGGACUAUCAUCCUCCUCGUGGAUGUAAUAUAACUCAAAGAGUGCAAAGAUCACAUGUGUCUGGCAUCAAAGAACUUCCUUCUUCAUCUACCCCUCACACAUCACCACACCCUCAUGAGAAGACCUCUUCAUUCAUCUCAACCCAACUUCGGCGGUCUUUAUUGAACAGUUUUCAAAGGGAAUUAACCUCUUUUCCAGCCCAAACAUCUACUGCCUACUCUCAUUCCCAGAGCUCCCCCUUCAGUUGUAAUUUGAUGCCCUUACAAGAAGGUGAGAUUCAGGACUCCAAAGUGUACAAGGGGUCACUAUUUAAUUCUAAAAGAAACAACUUUGGGCUUAACCAGCAACCUCAACAUCAGAAUAACUGGAACUCUAAUUAUCUGCCAUCCCCCAAGACUUGCCAUGAUCCAUUUUCCUAUAAGAGCUUUCCACCACUUCACGGGAAGGGUUGGCACUCUCCUUGGGGUCAGCAAGUUCAUUCAUCCCCCUGUGGUCUUUCAUCAUCACUCCCACAACAGUCCCUUCACUCCAUUACUUCACAUAAGAACCACCUGCUCUCUGAGUCCCAAUACUCAGAGAAUCAAGCUUUGAGUUGGUACCAGGACUUAAGGGAGAGGAUCUUUGUUAACUUAUGUGGCAUCUUCCCACCAGAUUUGGUGCGGAAGGUUAUGACCAAGAACCCUCAUGUGAUGGAUGCCCAGGAACUUGCAGCUGCAAUUUUAAUGGAGAAGAUGCAGCAUGUCUCAUAAAUACAGAAAAAAGUUUACAUGUCUUAAACAAAUCCUUUUGCAAGUUAACAUCUUGCAGUUAUCU
This is a messenger RNA of Nematolebias whitei (Rio pearlfish), 2095 nucleotides long. Its product is annotated as probable ribonuclease ZC3H12C. NCBI's taxonomy places the organism in Eukaryota, Metazoa, Chordata, Actinopteri, Cyprinodontiformes, Rivulidae. Gene Ontology annotation, cellular component: cytoplasmic ribonucleoprotein granule; nucleus. The transcript has 5 exons. Gene Ontology annotation, molecular function: metal ion binding; mRNA binding; RNA endonuclease activity. The record is from RefSeq and is a predicted model, not a curated record. Bases 1 to 2031 code for a protein of 676 amino acids.